AUCCUAGGUGGCUCAGUGGCUAAGACAUUGUGCUUGUCGAUCAGAAAGGUCGGCGGUUCGAUUCCCUAGUACAGGACGUCUACGUGAGCAAGGGGGUUGGACUAGAUGACCUCCAAGAUCCCUUCCAACUAGCCGGUUCCAGGCUUUUGGGUGGACUUGCGCCGCUGCCGUUACAGUGGCUCCGAAAAACAUCCUCUCUCCUACACCCUACAGGCAGACUUCUCUCACCCGGCGCCGGGUUGGACUGAACUUCUCACCAUUCCCAAAGCACCCGAAGAAGCCAAGCGGCGUCGAGACUGGCCUGCAUUUGCCGGCAGCUCACGCUGAGCCACGAUGAAAUCAGCCCGCCCAACAAUAGCCGGAGGCUGAGCGGCACCCAUCCUGAGCCCAGAGCGGGCAGCCGGCCCAGAAAGGCGAGGGGACCCUUCCCGGGUGGGUUUCUGCCGGGGAAGGACCGGGCUCCCGCGGCAGCGGAAGUUCCUGCGCCCGAGUCACGUGGGCGGCCAAGGAAGAGGCCGUGGCGGCCGUUGCGCCAGCUGUUUGCCCGGGAGCGGCGGCUGCUUCUGCUGCUGCUCCCCAGGAAGUGGACGUGGAACUGGGAAGAAGCUCGAGCAUGGAGGGGUGGCUUCCAGAGCGCGGCCGGUUGGCGGCGGGGCUGCUAGUAAACUUGGCGGCGUCUAUUUGCAUCGUCUUCCUGAACAAAUGGCUGUACGUGCGAAUGGGCUUCCCCAACCUCAGCCUCACGCUGGUGCACUUUGCCGUCACCUGGCUGGGGCUGUAUGUGUGCCAGUCGCUGGGCGUCUUCGCCCCCAAAAGCCUGAGGCCGCGCCAGAUCCUUUCCCUUGCGCUCAGCUUCUGUGGCUUCGUGGUCUUCACCAACCUCUCUCUGCAGAACAACACGGUCGGCACUUACCAGCUGGCCAAGGCCAUGACCACGCCGGUCAUCGUGCUCAUCCAGAGUGUGGCCUACGGCAAGACCUUUGCCCCCCGCAUCAAGCUCACUUUGAUUCCUAUCACUUUAGGUGUUUUUUUAAAUUCUUAUUAUGAUGUGAAAUUUAGUUUACUUGGGAUGAUAUUUGCUGCUCUUGGUGUUAUAGUAACAUCUCUUUAUCAAGUGUGGGUAGGAACAAAACAACAUGAACUACAGGUAAAUUCUAUGCAGCUACUAUACUAUCAAGCACCAAUGUCAUGUGGCAUGUUGCUGUGCGUUGUACCCUUCUUUGAACCAGUCUUUGGAGAAGGUGGAAUUUUUGGCCCCUGGACAGUCUCUGCUGUGUCUAUGGUGCUGGUCUCUGGAAUAAUAGCAUUUAUGGUGAACUUGUCUAUUUAUUGGAUUAUUGGGAAUACUUCACCAGUGACAUACAAUAUGUUUGGACACUUCAAAUUCUGCAUCACCCUCAUGGGAGGAUAUCUCUUAUUUAAGGAUCCUUUAUCAAUUAAUCAAGGCCUUGGAAUUACAUGCACAUUGUUUGGCAUUCUAGCUUACACACACUUCAAACUUAGUGAGCAAGAUGGGAACAAAAGCAAGCUGGUUCAACGUCCGUAAAUUAAGUAUUUUUAUUGGUAACAAAUGAAUUGCUUUAAUAUGCACUGAUUCCAAAAGCAAUGCAUUGUCUAUGGAGGAAUCUAAAAUUGUCCAUCUCCCAGCAGAGCAGGUAUUCUCUCUCCUAUAGCUGCCAUGCACUGCCUCCUCCUACUCUGCCCAGUUGGGGUAUGGAGUGGAUUACAUUGAGGGGGGGGUCACAGGACUCAGUAGAAAGAAAAACACAGUAAAGAAGACUGGUAGAUGAUUGGUGUCUGUUCAUGUUGACAUACCCAGAUUCUCUCUGUGUGUGUGUGUGUGUGUGUGUGUAUACACAUGUAUGUAUGCACAAUUUGUUUCUUUAAAGGGCUGUUUGUAAUUACAGUGCAAUCAUUGUGAACUGUCCUAUUUAUACCAAAUGGACUCAUUCAGACAGAUACAGUGUUUUUUGCUAGAAAAUCAUGUCCUUAUGAUUAUGUCAGUAUUAAAAGAGACUCCUAUGUUGUAAUCAAGUGAACAUUGAAGUUUCUUGAUCUGGUAAAUACUGAGAAACCAAAUUGUUUUUUCUGGAUUUUUAAUUUCUAAUAGUCACAUGCAUUGUUAUAUUUUUUCUGCAUAUUUUAAAUUUUAAUGUAUAUUUAAUUAUAAUUAACAUUCACAGUUGAGCAAAAUACUGGUACUCCAAAAUUAUUAAGACUGAGAAUUUUACAAGUUGUUAAGUUUUCUAAGUUUAUAAGUAUUACCUAACUCGGUGCAGGCUGGCUCCUGUAGUUUGAAAGUGUUUUCUUUUUACUUUGUUCAAGAUUCAGUAAUUUAUACAAGAGGUUUCUUUUCUAAUUAUUUUGGCCAGUGCAGAUGUAGUGUUACUUGCAACUUGAUUUGUAAACUUUCUUGCAACUCGUAUAUAUAUCUGCUAUGAUUUAAACAUAUUUAAGACAGAACUUCCAAAGCAUUAUGGAGAUUUUUUAAAAUCAACAUCAUCCCCUUAACCCCUAGUUAAGAAUAAAUUCUCACUGAAUAUUAACUUGGAUGUAAAGAUAACCAUGGUUAUACCAAGAUAGGGUAUUAAUCAGCCUCACCCAAAUGUAUCCUUAUGUUUUAAACUGUAGUUAUAUCAACUUGAAAUUAUUGAUUAGUUCAAUUUAGUUGGAUUAUGAUUAGCUAUGGCUUUGUCAUGUUACCAGAUUCUAUGCUAUCAGCACUGUAUAGAAUACUUCUGUACUCUUGACCAUAAUAGAGACUGCUUAUUAUGGUUGGAAGUCAUAACAGCAGUUAAAGGAAGUGACUCACUUACAACCCCUUCAUCCUUGCUUUCCCAGAUGUGGUUGUUCAAUAGAUCAUGAUGUCCCUCGGGGUGGCAGGGGAGGCUCUGGAAGGCCUAGUACAGGUCCUCCCCCCCCCCCCCCCCCCCCAAGACAUCCUGAACUCUGUUUCCUCCUCUCAGCGUCUCUGCAGGCCUUGGGCCUGCUUCCCACCCACCAAGUGCCACACCUUCCUCCCUACUUCAUGUCACCAUCACACACUUUUCAAAGAUCUCUGAUCUUAGGUUAGGGAAAGAGGACAGGCUGCUUCCAGGAUGGCACUGCGUGGCCCAGCAACAGAGCAGCCUGCUGUGCUUCCCAAGUUCUGCAGUAUUCCAUCACGUUCUGCAGGGCUACUUACCUCGUAAAAGGUAAGUAAGGAGGAGGAUAUAGGGCCCGGCAGGAUGGGAAGCAGGCCCUUGACCAGCAGAAAUCCAAGGAAGGAAAUGAGGGUUGGAAACAGGCAGGGGGAUACUACAAGGUCUCUGCGACCAGCCCUAAGGGCAAAGUACUGUAAUGGAACAGCAGAAGUUUAACAAAAAGGUAACAAUGCUAUAAUAAAAGUGUAGUCUGGGACAAUCUUGUUGUUAUUGCUUUAUAUAUUGAAACGUGUUAUGUUCUAUUUUUGAGAGCCAGUCUCAUCUACAGGUAGUCCUUGACUUACAACCACUCAUUUAAUGACCGUUUGAAGUUACAACAACAGUGAAAAAAAUGACUUUAUAACAGUUGCACUGUCCUGGGGUCACUGUUUGUAAACUUCCCAGCUGGCGGCCAACAAGCAAAAUUAUUGCGAGAAACUGGGUUCACUUAACAACCAUGUGAUUCACUUAACAGCUACAAUGAUUCGCUUAGCAACUGUGGCUAAGAGAGUCAUAAAAAGGGGAAAACUCACUUAACAACUGUCUUGUUUAGCAAUGGAAAUUUUGGGCUCAGUUGUGGUCAUAAGUCAAGAACUAUGUAGUGGUUAAGGCCUGAGGCUAGAAACCACAAGACUAAUAUCCCUGGUUUUGCCUUAGGCAUGAAGGUCAGCUGGGUGACUUUGGAACUCAUUCUCCCUUGUUGUGGGGAAAAUGGAGACAGGAGAAUUAGGUAUGUUUGCUGCCUUGAAUGUGUGUGUGUGUGUGCGCGUGUGUGCGGGGGUAUAUAUAAAUCUUUAAAAAUGUAUUAGGGAAAAGACUUUUCUAAGGAAAGGAACAGAAGUCACUUUCCUAAUGAAUCUUUAAUUUUAAAAUAGUUAUCUGAAUAUUCCAAAUAUUAACUGUAGUUCUAAUUGAAAGUACCCAGUACAGAAUUGAUCAACUGUAAUAAUUUACUGUUUGGCCAAAUUCUAGAAGGGAAUGCAAAAUGUGAGAUGAACUGGACCAAUAUAUUUACACUAUGAUUCAAGAUCCGUAGCUGGUUUUAUGUACUCAUUAAACUUAUUGUCUGAUUAAUGUACUUUUUGGAAUCCAAAGCUGCAAAAAUUAUUAAAACCUCACCAUACUAUACACUAAUGUAAUGACUUCUAAAUUUCUGAAAAUGCAAGCAUAGUCUGUAUUUUGCACUUUUGAUUCAUUUGUACUGUUUGUUACAGGAAGAUGUAGUUGUUUCUUAAUUGUAUACAUUUAUGUUAGAAAUUAACCUUAUAGGCUUAUAUUACUUUUGUGAGUGUAUAUAAAAAUCAGUCUGAAUCAAUUUGCUUGUCCAUUGAAGGUCAUGCUGGAUCAGUCCUAGUCCAGCACCUUAAUCUCUUACUGACUCUAUUGGGCAUGUUUGUCUGUAUUACCUCCUUGUGUACAUACAUCUAUUCGCCCCCUGGCAAUUUCUAUUUUUACAAAGAACAAACAUAAAAGCAGAUGGGGAACAGUGUCUUUGCUCUUCUGUUACAAAUAGAUACUUAGCUCCAGUAAAAGAUUUAGGUUUGUUUUUAUCCCAUCUUUAUUGUUUCUAUAAAUAACUGAAGCUGAUAAAUAUAACUAAUACUCUUUCCUUCUCCUAUUUUUCCCACAACAAAUCUAUGAGGAAAGUUGGGCUGAGAAUGGGCGUUGUACUUACCUGAUACGCCCCUUCUCUCCUUGCUGUCACGGCAGUCAGGCGUGGGUAGUUGACAGGUAGCUGCCCAAUAAGACCGAGUCCACUGGAAAAGCAAAGUCCCGCCUCUUCCUCUUAGCUCCAGUUUUGAGGCGAAGGUAUCCAGCGGACUGAAGUGUCUAUCGGAAAAAAAUACAAGAGAGGUGAAAGGACACCCUCUCCCGAGAAACCCCAGGAACCCCGACCGGGUGGGGCUGACUGCCGUGACAGCAAGGAGAGAAGGGGCGUAUCAGGUAAGUACAACGCCCAUUCUCCUCCCAGGCUGUCACGGCAGUCAGGUGUGGGACAUACCAAAGCCACAUGUCCUACAGGGAGGGAGUAGGUCGGACCCUCUGAAGCACUCGACGGCCGAAAGCUGCAUCUGCCGAAGCAUAGGUGUCCACCCAAUAAUGAUGGAUGAAGGGGGUAACCGACGACCAGGUUGCGGCCUUGCAAAUCUCCUCCCAAGGGGCCUGGGUAGCCCAGGCAGCCGACGUGGCAGCGCUCCUAGUAGAGUGAGCGGUGAUUUUCCGGGGCACCGGCAAGGACUGGACAUCGUAAGCUGUGGAAAUAGUGGCCCUCAGCCAACGUCCAACAGUUGUCGAAGAGACUUUAGAUCCCAUGGACGACGGUUGAAAGGAGACGAAGAGUGCCUCCGUUCGGCAGAAGGAUUGAGUACGCGAUAAAUAGACUUUAAGAGCUCUCCGGACGUCCAGUGUGUGCCAAAGUCUUUCCAGGUGAUGCCGAGGGGAAGGGCAAAAAUUAGGGAGGACGAGCUCCUGAGACCUGUGAAAUGUGGAGUUGACUUUGGGUAGGAAGGCAGGGUCCAGACGGAGGACUACCCUGUCCUUGUGGAAGAGACAAAGGUCAGAGCGAGAUGACAGUGAAGCCAGCUCUGAUAUACGACGGGCGGAAGUGAUUGCCACUAGAAAGGAGACCGUGAAGGACAACAUCUUGAGGCUGGUCUCACGGAGAGGCUCGAAGGGAGGCUUGGUCAGGGCCACAAGUACCUUGUUGAGGUCCCAGGUAGGAAACCUGUGGAUGACGGGGGGGCGCAAGUUUGUGGCGCUGCGCAGAAAACUCCGGAUCAGGGGCUCCUUCGAAAGAGGGGUUGAAGACCGGAGUUGUAGAACAGAUGAUAAGGCAGCAACUUGGCGACGGAGGGUAUUAGGAGCCAGGCCGGAGACGAAGCCGUCAUGCAGGAAAUCUAACAGAUGUUCAAUUGAAAUAUCCGACGGAUCUAGGCCCCUUGAGGAGCACCAGCGGAGAAAGGACUUCCACGUCGAAUCAUAAAUGCGCAAGGUGGCCGGUCGGCGAGCAGCUAGUAUGAUCGCAGCAGCAGCUGGGGAGACCCUAGAGGCAGUUAGACGGCGCCGCUCAAGGACCAAACGGUCAACUGGAAGGCCUGAGGUUCCGGAUGAGACAGAUUGCCCUGUUGCAGCUCGACAAGCUCGUCUGGGAUGCGCCACGGUGGUGCCACUGACAGGGCUACUAGGUCCGCAAACCAGGGUCUGCGGGGCCAGGAUGGAGCCAGAAGGAGAAGCUCGGCCUUUUCUAGGAGGAGUUUCCGAACCACCUUGGCUAUCAGGGGCAGGGGAGGAAACGUGUACAGCCGGACUCCCCGCGGCCAAGGACUGCGUAGUGCGUCCACCGCUUCCACUCCCGGAGCUGGGAAGCGGGAGAAGAAACGAGGAAGGAGGUGAUUGGCGCUGGAAGUGAACAAGUCGACAUGCAGAGGGCCGAAGCAAUCCAUGAGGAGCUGGAAGAGCCGUGGGGAGAUGCUCCACUCGGUGUGGUCCAGGUGGUUCCGGCUGAGAGCAUCCGCUCGGAUGUUGUCCCUCCCGGCGAUGUAAUCGGCCCGCAGAGAGCGCAAAUGGGCCUCGGCCCAGAGACCUAGACGAAGAGUCUCCCUCAUCAAUAGCAUGGAACGAGUGCCGCCCAUCCGAUUUAUGUGGGCCUUCGUUGACAUAUUGUCCAUCAGGACCAAUACAUCCUGACCGACGACAUGGGAUUUGAAGUGGAGGAGAGCCAGGUAAACCGCUCGCAGCUCCAGAAUGUUGAUGCUGAGAGACUGCUUCUGUAGGGACUAGAGACCUUGAGCCGAGAGAGGGCCGAGAUGAGCCCCCCAACCGAGGAGACUCGUGUCGGUAGUCACUAUCGUCCGUUGGGGCUCGAGGAAUUUGCUCCCUAGAGAAAUGGACGGCGAGGUCCACCAGCGAAGGGACUCGAUGACUGCUUGAGGAAGCCGAACGGGCCGAGAGGUGGGAGCAGAAGCCAACCGUUGAAAAGGGAGAAGCAGCCAUUGGAGUGCCCUGCUGUGGAGACGAGACCAGGGGACGAUACCGUAAGACGAAACCAUUUUGCCAAGCAAAGUUGACAAGUCAGCAAUGGAGGCAGACCUACUAAGUCGGACACGGGAGGCCAGAGAGGACAGGCUCAGAAUGCGGUCUGGGGAGAGGGAAACCUCCCCCGUGUUAGUGUCAAUAAUCGCCCCCAGAUGUUGAAUCUUAGUGGAAGGAACCAAAUGGCUUUUUGACCAAUUAAUGGAGAAGCCAUGGGACUGUAAAAUCUGAAUGGUCCUAUUCAAAUCUGAGUGAGCCAGAUCUGGAGAGCGAGAGAGGAUAAGAAUAUUGUCCAAAUAAAACAUAGCUCUAAUAGGGAUGGACGAAACAUGGGCCAUAAGGGCAGCCAUGAUUUUGGAGAAAACACGGGGAGCUGAGGCCAAUCCAAAGGGUAGGGACGUAUACUGAAAGUGCCUCCCAUUGUAACAGAAGCGAAGAAAUUUGCGGUGACCAGGCCGAAUCGGAAUAUGGAGGUAGGCCUCCGUCAAAUCAAUGGAAGUCAUGUAAUCCCCCUGGCGAACACCCAGGAGGAUGGUCUGGAGGGAAUGCAUCUUAAACCGGCGGUAGACUAAGUGCCGGUUUAAGGAUUUUAAAUCAAGAAUGGCCCUCCAGCCCCCGAGGCCUUGGGGACGAGAAAAAGGCGAGAAUAAAAACCUUGACCUUCCUGGGAUGGAGGGACAGGUUGGAUAGCCCUGAUCUCUAAAAUGUGAAGGAUGGCAGAGUCCAUCCGGUCACGCUUCACAGGAUCCCAGGAAAGGGGACAACUAAGGAAGAAUUUGGGGGGGGUGGAACGAAAUUCUAGUGAAAGGCCAAAAUGAAUGGUGGACUUAACCCAGGCGUCAGAUACCGUAACAUCCCAGCAAUUAAAGAAAUGGGAUAAACGACCCCCUAUAGCCAUAGGAGCAGAGGGUUCAGCGGGACCUUCUAAAGGGGCGGCCUCUGCCUCCACGAAAGGGCCGUUUGAAAGGGAACCGGGAGCCGGGCCUGACCUGAAGAUCCGCCGGAGCCUGGUUUCUGGAAGCGAAGGAGCGCUGUGGGCGUUGAGUGGACGAGGAGGAGUCCUAUGGCCGGAAGGAUGAGGGACGAAAGGAGGUGUAUGGACAGCUAUCAGGACGACGGUUGAGAGCGGGUAAAACCUUGCGGUGGUCUCUUGUUUCCACUAGCAGAGGAUCAAGUUGAGCGCCGAAGAGCUUGUCCCCGGCAAAGGGUGAGGAGGCCAAGCGCCAUUUGCUGCGGAUGUCCGCUUGCCAAUUACGGAGCCACAGUAGACGGCGACCAGUGAUAGAAGAGCCGAUGGCCUUGGCAGAAAACCGGGCGGCAUUCAGCGUGGCGUCCGCUGAAAAUUCUACUGCAGCCAAAAUCUUGUUUAGAUCUUGGUGGGAGCGGUGGUCUGAAGGUGGUAAGCGGGCCUGCAGCUGACGCAGCCAGAGGAUGGUAGCUCUGUUAAAGAAGGAAGCUGCGGAGGCAGCUUGUACUGACUAGGCCGAGGCCUGAUGACCCUUGAUGUAUGUCCUUUCUGCUUUCUUUUCCUCAGGCCGUAGACAAUCCUCUGGAGGACCUGCAAGGGGAGAUGGGGAGGAGAGAGCCAGCACUGGAGCAUCCACCGAAGGGACCUGCAAAAGCUGGGAAAAGUCCGGGGCUAUAUUAUAAAACCUUUUGUCCAAAUUGUUUGGAACUGGGCCAGAACUUGGAAGGGACCAUUGACGCGUAAGGACAUCUGAAAACAACUUGGGCGCUGGGACCACUUCUUUAUGAACAGCAGGCUCCUGAAAGAGUACUGAGGCUGGGUCAGUGGAGGAGGAGGAAUCCGCCCCCGAGGAGGAUGAGGUGCCAAGGUGAGUGACCUUCUGAGCCUUGAACAGUAAGGAUUUGAAUAAUUGAGGGCGAAAAAGACCAAUGAAGGCGGGUUGAUCGGGCUCCAACCCUUCAUCAUCUGACAAUUCAUUGUCCAUGACCUGGCCCUCUCAGAAAGGGAGUCUCGGCUUUCUAAAUCUACAUUCGCACCAGCUUCUAUGACCUCAUCGACCGGAGACUGGUAAUGCUGAUCCCUAUAAGAUAGGCCUGUCCCGGCAUGGUCGGAAAUUACAGAAGAAGGCCUCUGCUGGAGUCCCUGUGCAAUGCCAUGGCGAAUGGCAGUGGAAAUCAAACCCGCCAGCUCAGGAGUAAUACUGUGAAGCGGAAGAGAUGGAACAUUGGCCAAAGGCGCUUCAGGCGCUAAGUGAAGAUCCUGAUCAUGCUGAGGAGAAACGGAGUCCUCUUGGGCCAGAGGGAAAACUGAUUCCACUUCAGGAUCAAAGAGGCCUUCCCCUUGUACAGAGUUAUCAGGGGACAGGGCCUGGAGAGGCCGUGGGGGAACCACAGCAGCUUGAACAGCGCCAGAAUCUACAGGGGAACGGCCCAGUGCUUUUUGGAAGGCCUUCUCAAUGGCCCUGUGACGUCUCUCCUCCUCCCUCAAUUGCUUGUGGGGAGGGGGGGCAGCAACCUUUGGGGCCUUCGAGGGGUUUCCCCUUGAUGUGCCCUCUCCCGGGUCUUCCUGAGCAGGACGUUUUCCUCUCGAUGAGGCCUGGCGGGAAUGGCGCGAUUUAGGGGCGUCCGCCAUUUUGAAUAAAGAGCCCUGAUUAAGGCCUGAGCCCGGCUGAAAUGGCCGCCGACGAAUAAGGCCUGGGAAGCUCGCAACGUACCCGCUGAAGAUGCUGAAGGCGGGAGGCUUGAAACCGCCGUCUGAUGUCUCGAGGCGAGCCUCCUGUAGCGCGGCAGUGGGGCGGGUGAGGAAGAAGCUGUUGGCGGGAGUUUAAAAAAAAAACGCCGUCAGGUCCCUCGGAGCAAGCUUCCCGUAGCGCAGCACUGGAGCGGCUGAGAAAGAGACGCUGCUGGGCAAGAACAAGCCCUGAGUGCAGCAGUCACCGCCCUGGCAGGUGGGGAUGCCCGGAUAGUGACCCACUAGUUGCAAGCCUGGGUCCAAUGAACCUCCGCCGGUGAAGGCGGGAAAGCCGGGAAGCGCGGCAGGGCGAACCCGUGCGCGCGCCAACAAAUCCGCCGCUCGGAAAUAGUAGGUCUUAGCGGCAGAGAGGCAAAAAGGAUCUAAUUUUAGGCAAAAGGCAGAAAUCGAAGUCAAAACGUUCCGUGGUCAAAAAGUAGUAAACGAGGCAGUAGUAAGCUAGAGAACACGAUAGACACGGCUGUCCUGGCAGACCGAGUCGAAAAACGGGCUAAGAGGAAGAGGCGGGAUUUUGCUUUUCCAGUGGACUCGGUCCUAUUGGGCAGCUACCUGUCAACUACCCACGCCUGACUGCCGUGACAGCCUGGGAGAAGAAUGUGUGACUGACCUAAAGACACCUGGAUGGUUUUCACUCCCAGUUUCCUGGUUCUGGUGCCUUAACCACUAUAUCAAACUGGCUCCUAUGAACCUGAAAUUCAAAUUGGCAUUUCACAGUAUGCUUUCAAAAGUAUUCAUUUUGGAAGGGAGUUCACUUUUAUUUCAAAAAUACAUUUGAUGAUUAUAUUAGAAUAAAGACAUUACAGUGUUUUGGGGUUUGCUUUUUGCUUUGUUUUCUUAUAAAAUAUGCUAUAAAAUAGGACUUUUAAUGUAUUAUCUGUACAUUUUUUGCCCAUUUCACUUUAGGAAGCUGUGAUAAUGAGCAAAAAACUGAAUCUAUCUCCUCCAAUAAAAUGUCUCUGAAGUGUCAUGAAGAAUAUAAAUCUAAUAUGCUUUCAGAAAUUUGGCCGGUAUAUUUUAUAAGCUGCCUUAAGUGGAUCAUUUUUUUAAAGGGGAGCAUUUGUCCAGAUGCACAAAAGUAAUAGCAUAGAACAUGCCCUCAAUUUCAUUUGCUGUUCUAAAAGUAUUUGAUAUCUUCAAAACCAAAUUUAUUCAGUAAAUCAUCCUUGUACUUUCUCUCAGUAUUAUGAAAGCUCGACUAUUUUAUAUAAUGAUUAGCUGGAUCUUAGCUAUUAUUCAGACUGAAGAAUACUUUAAAUGCAACAUUUGAUAGCUAUAGUUAUUUUUCAAAACAGCCUGCUAGAGGUAAUGUUCAAAACAACAUGUCCAGUACAGUGUCAUUGUAUAUUACAAAGCAAUUUUGUGUUCUGCAGAGUAUUUUCUGAAAUGUAAAUACAAUUUUAAAAUUUCAAGUCCUUGCAUCCUAUGUCUUGAAGAGAGUAACAAUAAUUUAGAGUAUCUUUAUCCAUCCAAGCUCAAUAUAUUCUUUCCUCAAGUCUUUUAGAGAGCAAAAUGGUAACUCCACAUCUCAUUCAGCUGUAACAUUUAUUGCAUUUGUAAAAUAAUCAUAGAUGAGGAAUUUGUAGGUCUCUACAUGCUACUGGAUUCCACCACUUGUUAGACUUACAGGGUUUUAAGAAUAACUGGAGCUAUAAUCCACUAAUAUCUAGAGACUUAAUAAUUUUUAAUCCGCUUAUUAAUAUACUGUAAUUAUAAUACACAAAAAACGUACAAAGUAUUAGUAGAAUGGUGUAGAUGGCAGUCUGCACUGUGUGGGAGUCUUUUUAUUGUCAGAAAUAGAAUAUAUCAUCAUAAAAUAUAUUUAUGACUUUGUAUAAAACAGAAUGGCAAUGUUUUUUAAUGCAAGGUAAUUGUUUUUUAUGAAUAAAGUAGUUCUUUAUUA
Messenger RNA from Pantherophis guttatus, 11833 nucleotides. It is a transcript of the gene SLC35E3, whose product is annotated as solute carrier family 35 member E3. The record is from RefSeq and is a predicted model, not a curated record. Lineage: Eukaryota; Metazoa; Chordata; Lepidosauria; Squamata; Colubridae.